AUGAUCGCGCUGGUCAAGGCCGGCCCGGUCACGACCAAGUCGAAGGCAGCCGCCGUGGCCCUCCCUGCCGGAGAUCCGCCGAAAGCUACGGCUAUUAUUGUGUCGGGAAGCCUGCGCUGUCGCCGGCGCCUGGCAAAGGCAGCGCCGAAGACGCCGCCUGUGAUUGACGGUGACAGCGACCGCAAGAUCGCGAAUGACUUGGCCGGCCAUGACGAGAUCGGUCAGCUGAGCACACCGGUCUUCACUGACUGUCAUGCCCCGGCGCUGGGAGUGGUGAGGGCGGAGCCGAUUUCAGAUGAAGCAGUAAGCUUCCCGGAGGUGCCCCUCGGGCCGCGGCAGCCGGCGGGCUGGCUUUCAGCGCACGGCCCAGCCUGCGAGCCAGGCUUGCUCCAAGUGCCCCAGGCGCAUGUGAAGUCCUUUGAAUUUGGAGCGGAGUCGAGCGGCCUGGCACAGCACCAGCAGCUCCCUGGCAAGUCACCUGUGCACACGCCCAACUUUGAGCGGCAGUGUCCGAAGCGGGUUCGAUACAAGUCGCUGACGGCGAACUUGGUGCAAGCUCCAAGCUCCAAUCGCCUCAUGGAUCGUUUGAGCACGGAGGUCCACAGCUUCGCCAGCUACUUUGCGUCGCACCUGGCCUUCCUUGUGUGGCUGGCAUGGGUCUUCCUCCCAGAGGAGAGGCUGCGCGGCUGGGGAAUAUUCUACUACCCGGACAAGUGGUGGGCAUUAGCUUUGCCCGUCUAUGUCGUUCCACUGGCCAUCUUCGUGUUCUGCAGCUACAAUGCCUUCAACAUGAUGACAGCGUGUCCCUUGGACUCCGCGCGCAUGUUUCGAGACCCCUCGGCUUCCGCGCGGCAACAGCUGUUUUCUGAGAAGGGGGGCGUACCAGACCUACAGGACCUGCAGGCCGAUGACAUGGCGUCAGAGGCUUCAGUGGCUAAAGGCCUUGCAGCAAGCUGGUCACGCGCACGACGGGCAAACAACGCCAAAGCCUGCGCACCGAUGGCUGAGCUGAGUUUGUGCUACUCCCUGAGCCUUGAGCUGGUGGAGUCCUUUGCCUUGGAGCAGGCACGGUCAGCCCUAAGAGAGGGUGAACGCAAGGCAAGUGGCAAGGUGACCUGCUUGUGUUGCUUGCCAACGGCCGGGAGCUUCGUUCUGGCUGGCAGUGAGUGUGGCUGCGAGCUGUGGCAACUGACAAAGAGCCGGGAAAGACGGAUCAACACCUCCAAGCUGCGGGGCUUGGAGUACCACUUGCAGUUAAACCUGGUGAAGCAGAUCACCACCGAGCCAGUGCACCGGAUUGUCAGUGCGGAGCAGAGGGUCAUCGUGGCUGGUAACAAGACUGUGACGGUGCUGGACAACGAGUUGAACGUGGUUGCGGCUUGCAACAUGCCCUUCGUUUGCAGCGCGCAUCUGCACAUGCUGUCCUCCAGCCAAGCAGGGAUGAUCACAGGCGCUGCCAGCGGAGCGGUGCACUUGUGGAGCAUCCAGGCCUUCGACCUACCUGGCUCUGAUCCAAAGGCCGAUGGCCUGUGCACAAGGCUGGAGCAUACUUUUCAUGGCCACACAAGGCCUGUCGAGAUGGUCACUUUCUACCACCGACCAGAGAAGGGUGUCUCGCAGCGCUUUGCGGUCUCCUGUGCCCUUGACUUGCGUGUGCAGGUGUGGAGCCUGGACAACUUCGUUUGCAUCUACACCUUGGACAUUGGGUUGGCAGACUCCAAGGCGCACGUCUUCCCCAUUUCUCAGCACCUUUUUGCCGUGAGCUUCACGGUGGGCGGCAGCAACGGAGAUGGGCAGAAGGGUGCGAGUGUGGCGCUGAUCCGGUUUAACGCCCAUUUUGCAUCGCCCUUUGCCACCACCUCUGGCAGCGCCGUGGUUCAGAUCACCCAGCCGCCUUGGCAUUCGAGGCCCAAAGAGCAGCCUCCUGCGCAGGAGAAGCCCCUGCUUGCCGAUUCAGCAGUGCUUGUCUCUGAGGACAUGGCAAUCCGGAUCUUUUCCGCCAAGUCGAAGGCGUUACUCUCCACGUUGCCGCCGCCUCCCAACAGCAAGGUACAGGUUCUGGAGGUGUUCAUCUGCCCCGUUUGGCAGCUCCUCCUCCUUUGGCUCAGUUCCGAGGAGGUGGCGAUUUUCUACGUGCCAGCUGCUCCUUUGGAGAAGAGGAAGUCCAAGACAGAGGAGAAGGUGUCACGCAGCAAGGCAGCCACUCCACUGCUUCUGCGGCGGUUUGGCAUUGUGGAGGUGAGAACCCAGAUGCUGGACAAGGACAUUUCUCGCGAGAGUUUCUGCAGCGUGUCCAUCUACUACGGGCCGCUACCAAGAGGCGACACACUUCUUCACACGGUCCAGGUUGCGCAGCAAGUGCUGGCUGACAGCACGCCUGCGUCCCCACGAAGGCACAUGCCAAGGCAAACUCUGCCACAGGGGUGCGAGUGGUACCUACUGGUGGGCACACGCUUGGGCACCUUGCAGGCUUUCAAAAUCGCAGAGCUCCUAUCAGACUUGCCAGUCUGGCAGAGGAUCAUAGGUCACUUGCCCAAAGAAGUGGCUGCGUCAUUUUCGCGCACAAGGCGCCCGAAGAGCCGAGGCAAGCAAAAGGUGCCAGAAGCUGACGCACGUCUCUUGGAGAUUGAGCAGGAGCACGCUGCGGCCAUGGAGUUGUCAAGGGCUCCGGGCCAACGUCCCUUUCCCAGCAACUCCCACGUGCAGUUGUUCAGCCGUUGGAGGCGCCAUGACUACGCCGUGGAGGUGGUGAAGUGCGUGGCGCAGAGGAUUUUGACCAUAGACAAGAAGCGGAACCUCAAAGUCUGUCAGGCUGUGGACAGCGAAUGCAUAUUCUGCUCCCAACUGCCGGACUUCUGCUGCCUCACGCCCUUCCUGACCCAGGUCGACGAUGGUGAGGAGCCUUUGCAGGGCCUCACGCUUGGCACUUGCCGUGGCUCACUGGAGCUGGUGCUGCUGCCAGCUCAAGGCCUGGAAGCUGAGGUAAUCUCCUCCCAGAGCUCGCACGGCGGGCCUGUGCUGCAGGUGGACUUCCUCCUUCCGCCAGAGAUUUUCGUAUCCGUGGGCCAGGAUGACGCAGUUCGCUUCUGGUCCUCGAGCCUACACGUCUUGAGGGAGGUCUUUUUUCCCCAAGCGUGCACCGCGGUGGCCUUCCUGCACCUGCCGGAUAUGGACACCGCAGCCGGGCACGGGGACGUUCUGGUGGGCUUUGCUGCUCAUGUGGAGCAGGUGCCGUUGGAGGUCUGGGCGCGUGGCGUGAAGCAUGAAAGCUUGGGAGGAAACCUCUCUUGCAGCUCCUUUCGCAGCUCGAAAGGCCAAGGAACUUCCAAAGGUAUGGAGAAGAGCGCGCAGGAGGACUCGGCCAUACUUGAUGAGCUUGGCGGGCCACUGGAGGCUCAGCUCUCCGUGGAUCUCAGCUGGGACUGCAAUGAGGAGCCGCAGCCUAAUGAGCGUGAAGCUGUGGCAGAGGACAAACCCAGGACGAUUGCGGACUUCCGGGGCCCUCCGGUGAUCCCACUGGGGGCUUUGAGCAAGGUUGCCGACAUGAGCGGCUUGCAGGAGCGGUUCAACCAGCGCCCGCUGGAGCUGCCGCACGAACACAGCCAGGUGUUGGACCAAGGAGACUUCAAGUCCAUCACUCGAUAUUGCCCAGGCUACUAUGACUGGACGGUGCUUCCAAACACCAAGCUGGAUGCUCCUCGGGGUCACGCCAUCCGCGGCAUCACCCAGGAGAACGUGGCUGUGGUCACCUCGGUGGGCGUGGGACAUCUCAGAAACAUGCCGGAAGGCACGACGCAGCCUGCGGAGGCAGAGGCCCUGACUGAAGGCAUCAUGGAGGAAGACGACGGAAUGAGUCGCAAGCGGCGUGGAGGCCCCAGCCCGAUCACAAGCCAAGCUGUGAGGGGCUUUCGGCCAUGUUCUCCUGCCUCAUCCAGGGCAUUAUCCAGGCCAACCAGCCCAGACGCACGGUUGCAGUGCGAAGGCGAGAGCGAGCCUGCGACCGAGGAUGCGGAGGCAGAAGAAAUGUGGAGGAACCUCCAUAUUGCCCGCGGUGUGCCCCAGCGGGCGGUCGCGCCUCUGGCGCAGAACGUCGGAAACUCCGACGCAGACGUAGCCCGCAUGCUCAAAGAGCGCGGAAAACUUGUGGAUGCGCCGGAAGACUGCGCUGAGACCAACUUCCUCAGUCGCAUCACAUCCCGAAAGACGGACUUCGUGUACUGCGGCGUGGAUAAUCUCAACUCCGCUCGGCGAACUGCGCGGAGGGUCAUGCGCGAGACGGAGGAUGAUACGGAGGGCCUGAAGAUGUGGACCGCCACCGGCCGCCUGCGCACGGGCGUGCGCCAGCCCCCGCAGCGCGCGCUGCCCCGCUGCUAUGUGCCACCGCCCCCAGAGCACCUUUGGCGGCGGGCGCCCAUGACGCGAUCGGAGGUCACGGAGGUGAGGAUCAUCGAAGCAGCGCAGCAUCCACCUGCGCAGGCGGAGGACCUGGUUCUCGAGUCCAAUCCCGCCUGCAAGGUCAAGCUGCCAGCGGUAGAACAUCUCUCCAGGGCUGGCAGCGCCUUUACCACGGACACUGAAUCUUCAGGCGCGCGCUUCUCCAAAGUGGGCUUUGCGGUGUCCAGUUCAGCACGCUGA
This is a messenger RNA of Effrenium voratum, 4635 nucleotides long. The record is from the annotation of a GenBank genome assembly. NCBI's taxonomy places the organism in Eukaryota, Dinophyceae, Suessiales, Symbiodiniaceae.